GUGAAGGCAGCGACAAAGAAAUGCGUUUCUGGUCGCACUUUCAAGCACAUAAUCGUUAAUCAUUCUUUUCUGUAGACAUUGCAAUAUAAGCUUAACUGCAGCUGUCGUCCCAUGCCUGAAGCUGCUGCUUUAGAACUGCGCCCCCUAGCGAGAUACAGCAUGGCUGCAUCGCAUUGAGGAUAAAAGCUCCAUCAUCCUCCUGCGAGACGAGCAUCGUUUUGGUGGAGCCAGGGCAUUCUCCCAGCCCACGAUAUACACUCAUGACUACCGACUAGGGUCGCUCAGUAACCCACAAUCAAAGGGAUAUAAGGACAGUAUUAUGGCGAAACACCGUCCAGAAAGAGACAGCUGGGGUGAGUGGUCCCUCAGUGAUAAAAAUGUCUAUGAUUGGAGCUCAGAGGAGGAGGAGCCAGACGGACGAGCUCGGCCCAUCCAAGUGCUGCUGGUCAAAGAUGACCACACCUUUGAGCUGGAUGAGGCGGCGCUGAGUCGCAUCCUGCUGUCUGAGGAGGUCAGAGAUCGUGAGGUGGUGGCCAUCUCCGUGGCCGGGGCUUUCCGGAAGGGCAAGUCUUUCCUCAUGGACUUUAUGCUGCGUUACAUGUACAACCAUGCGUCUGAAAACUGGCUCGGCAAUCCAGAAGAACCUCUGACCGGCUUCUCCUGGAGGGGCGGCUCAGAGAGGGAGACCACCGGGAUCCAGAUCUGGAGCGAGGUCUUUCUGGUGGACAAACCAGACGGAAGAAAGGUUGCUGUGCUGCUAAUGGACACGCAAGGCACAUUUGACAGCCAGUCGACGCUGAGGGAUUCAGCCACUGUGUUCGCCUUGAGCACCAUGAUAAGCUCCAUGCAGGUUUACAACAUCUCACAGAAUGUGCAAGAGGACGACCUUCAGCACUUGCAGCUUUUCACUGAGUAUGGAAGACUAGCUAUGGAGGAGACUUUCCUGAAACCAUUCCAGUCCAUGAUUUUCCUGGUUCGAGACUGGAGUUUUCCAUAUGAGUUUCCCUAUGGACAGGAAGGCGGCAUGAAGUUCCUCGAGAAGAGACUUAAGAUCUCAGAGAACCAGCAUGAAGAGCUGCAGAAUGUGCGGAAACACAUCCACUCCUGCUUCACCAACAUCUCCUGCUUCCUGAUGCCUCACCCUGGCCUCAAAGUGGCCACCAACCCACACUUUGAUGGGAGAAUCAAAGAGAUUGAUGGUGAGUUUAUAAACAACCUGACGGUCUUGGUCCCCUGGCUCCUCAGUCCUCGCAACAUCGACGUGAAGGAGAUCAACGGCAGCAAAAUCACGUGCAGAGGCCUGCUGGAGUAUUUCAAGGCUUACAUCAAAAUUUACCAAGGCGAGGAGCUGCCACAUCCAAAGUCAAUGCUACAGGCCACAGCUGAGGCAAAUAAUUUAGCAGCUGUUGCAGCUGCAAAAGAUCUGUACAACAAGAAAAUGGAGGAGGUCUGUGGAGGUGAUCGGCCUUUCCUCGCCCCCAGUGAGCUGCAAGCCCGACAUAGCGCCAUCAGAGAGGAGGCGCUGCAGGUGUUUAAGGGUGUGAAGAAGAUGGGAGGUGAAGAGUUCAGCCGGCGCUACCUGCAGCAGCUGGAGGGAGAGAUCGACGAGGUGUUCGUCCAGUACAUCAAGCACAAUGACUCCAAGAACAUUUUCCACGCAGCCCGCACGCCGGCCACACUGUUCGUGGUCAUCUUUGUCAUGUACGUAGCCGCGGGUAUCACAGGCUUUGUGGGCGUGGACAUCAUUGCCAGCUUGUGCAACAUGAUCCUCGGCCUGGCACUGAUCACUCUGUGCACCUGGGCUUACAUCCGAUACUCUGGGGAAUAUCGAGAACUCGGUGCCGUCAUUGACCAGGUUGCUGGUGCGCUGUGGGACCAGGGGAGCACAAACGAGGCUCUCUACAAGCUGUAUAAUGUAGCAGCCAAUCAUAGGCACCUGUAUCACCACGCCUUCCCCGGGCAUCAGGUGGAGGAGGUGGCUGAGGAGCAGGACAAGAAGAGGGACUGAUUAGUUCAAAGACAGAACAUGUCAGAGAUUUCCUCGUGAUGGACCGAGGGAGGAAGCGGAGGAGGAGGAAGGCAGAUGAAUGCCCUCAUCCAUCAGGCACUCUUUAACUCUGGUACUGGCUGCUGCAGCAAGCCACUACUGGUCGUUCACUUCUUUAACCCUUAUAACGGACUGUUUAAUGUUCAUGCAUAUGCCGAGAGCAUCUCCUCAGUGGGUGGCUGCUUCUAAGCAUUGGAUGCAAUGUGUCAUGGUCUUUCACCUUUAGUUCGUGCAGCAAACACACCUGUACAAAUACCGCGGGCACUCUGCUGGAGGAGACUGCUGUUUAUUUCUCAUCGAGCGUUUAUUUUUAUUUUUUUCUCCAUCAUUCGUCACUGACAAUGAUUUUUAAAGUAUAUUCAAAUCUGUGAAACCCCCAUUUGUGACAAUUGUUCUGUUCUUUGAAGUUUUAGUGUUGUUUAUAAGGAACAAUAUCUAUGACCUGCAAUGUUUGAAAGACAAAAUAUGUACUGUAUAUUAAAUAAUGAGGCGUUACAAACAUCAUCAGCAUGGUAAGUGGUUAAUGUCUGUCAUCUUUAAGCUCUAAAUGCAGGUAUACUUUAUAAAAAAAUAGCUGAAUGGUUGUGACUAACUGGUAUUGUGCCAUAACAUGUAAAAAAAAAAAGAGAAAAAAAAGAUUUCUCACCUGCUGCAGCCUGGCUACAUGCAGACACUCCAUGGCACACGAGUUAGUUUUAGGGUUUGGUGUAUCUGUGUGCUACGGCACUGGUGGGAGAGACAAAAGUUUACAUAACAUAGCCGACAUUAUCUCACUUUAUAGUCUGCUUGCAGUUUUGUAAUCACGCAUCAUCCCAGUGAUCGUUAUAUGUGCGUUUGGCUUUUGAGGUUUGGGAGGAAAGAGCAAGGUUAGGUUUCCAUUGUGAUGUAGUUGGGGGGGCGGGGGCUGCCGAAGCCAUUGUUGUGUGUUUCACUGAAUGUUCGAGCAAAUCCGAGGAAUGUAGCUAUUCUGUGGCCACCGGGGGAAUCAAAGCUAGAUGCUAUUAGGCGUGGCGACAGGCCUGCUUUGGAAACGGAGCCUCAUUCCACAUCUCUUUCAUCAUCUUCUCACACUUAAACCGAAUCAUCUGUGCAAAACUGCUGCAUGGUGAAAGAGGCUUUUCGUGUUUCCACAACAGCUUGCAUUUUUAAACAAAAGGCUUGUAUCGGUGAUGGCUCUUUUUUGGUGUUUGAAUACUUCGGCUUAGUAGACUGUUACUGUAUAUUUGUACAACUGCGGUCACUGUUUUAACUCCUUGAGUCACUGCGCUGUAAAAUGUCUGCAUCACAUACAAAGCUGCAGCAAAACUUUUCUAUGUCUUUUUUCUUUUUCUUCCCCCCUCCCAUUUAGAUCUGCUCACCAACCGUACAGGAACACUGUCAUGCAUAUUUAGCAAGUUUAUAGUGAGGUUCGACCUCAAGGGUUGAAAAUUUAAAGGCACUGCAGCAGAGUGGCUUCUAGAGUCUUCCACAAUCUAUAAUCAACAUCAGCGAGGCCUUCACACAAAGAACCAUCCAAGACCAGUUUAAGAUUCGUGAUGUUCUGAAAUCCCUUUCUAUUUCAUGACUAUGUUUUUGGGUGUUGUGUCCAUUAAGAAGUCAGAAGAACAGUAUUUGUUUACACUGUGUUGGAAUAUCUCGUCUGUGAGACAGAGCUUUUCUUUCAUUCCUAAAGCAUCACCUCUCAAUGUGGUGGGAGGACUGAAAGGUCAAAUGAAUCAACCUUUUUUUGUGAGCUCCUUCAAAUUGACUCUGCUUAGUUUUCAGCACACGCAUUGCAAAAAAAAUUCAGUUGCAAAGAAAAGACCUAAUAAAGAUGGA
This is a messenger RNA of Pundamilia nyererei, 3865 nucleotides long. RefSeq names its product atlastin GTPase 1 (gene atl1). NCBI's taxonomy places the organism in Eukaryota, Metazoa, Chordata, Actinopteri, Cichliformes, Cichlidae. The transcript is spliced from 14 exons. Bases 320 to 2008 code for a protein of 562 amino acids. Gene Ontology annotation, molecular function: GTPase activity; GTP binding. The record is from RefSeq and is a predicted model, not a curated record.